CGUGGGCAACGUGGGGCUGGAAAUUCACGAUCCACCUCAACCAAGAAAAUCCCGGUGAUGAAAGGCCGCCGUUUCGUCAAGGCUGAAGGUCGGAAAGUUGAUCGGAGUAACUUAGGAAAUAUUCCGCUCGUCAACACAACUAGCAAAACAUCCACCUCCAAAUCAACGGGAUUCGCUGUCCCAAAGUGUUUGUUUACGAACAUUUGUAGCUUGUCGAAAACAAAGAAUCGUGUACGAGCACCGGUGGCGCUUGAGGCUGACCUGAGAUCUCAGGACAUUGAUGUUUGUGUUGUCAGCGAAACUCGUCUUUCCACCAAUAUGCCGGACGCCGUGGUGAAUAUCCCAAAUUACAAGGUGUUCAGGCGGGACAGAGGUUGGGCAGACUUGGACAAAAGGAAAAAAGGGGGUGUUGCGGAUGUGAGAUACAGUCUUAAAGUCCUGGAUGUUUACCGGUCCAAUUUAUACGAGUUUAUUGCUUUGACAGUGCUGUUGCCGUCCGAUCACAUUAUGCUAAUUUGUGGCCUGUAUAACCCUACCAAGCAUAGCUACCGGUAUAUAGACUUGAUGAACUAUAUAAUCUUCUUUGUGGACUUUGUUUUGAACAAACACCCAGAAGCGAAUAUUGUUUGCGGUGGCGAUGUAAAUCGUCUGGACAUGCAAGAAUUUAAGGCUUUGUUUGGCUGGGAUUUCAUGGUUGAUUUCCCUACGCGAGGUAACGCGUGCUUGGAUAACUGUCUGACUAACCGAGCGGAUCUG
Molecule: messenger RNA, 756 nt
Organism: Porites lobata
Lineage: Eukaryota; Metazoa; Cnidaria; Anthozoa; Scleractinia; Poritidae
Source: the annotation of a GenBank genome assembly